Molecule: messenger RNA, 963 nt
Organism: Suncus etruscus (white-toothed pygmy shrew)
Lineage: Eukaryota; Metazoa; Chordata; Mammalia; Eulipotyphla; Soricidae
Gene: NPL
Product: N-acetylneuraminate pyruvate lyase
Exons: 11
Coding region: 1-963 (320 amino acids)
Biological process (GO): N-acetylneuraminate catabolic process
Molecular function (GO): N-acetylneuraminate lyase activity; 4-hydroxy-tetrahydrodipicolinate synthase activity
Source: RefSeq, a predicted model, not a curated record
AUGGCCUCCACUCAGAAGAAACUUCAAGGACUGGUGGCAGCAACCGUCACGCCAAUGACAGAACUCGGAGAAAUCAAUAUCUCAGUGAUUGGCCACUAUGUGAAUUAUCUUGUGGAAGAACAGGGGGUGAAGAAUGUUUUUGUUAACGGUACCACAGGAGAAGGCCUGUCUCUGAGCCUCGACGAGCGCCGCCUGCUGGCCAAGGAGUGGGUGACACAAGGGAAGAAUAAGUUGGACCAAGUGGUGAUUCAUGUGGGUGCCCUGAGCUUGAAGGAAUCCCAAGAAUUGGCCAGACACGCAGCAGAAAUAGGAGCCGAUGGGAUCGCAGUCAUGGCCCCUUUCUUUCUGAAACCCACAAACAAAGAUGCCCUGGUAUGUUUUCUGAGGAAGUGGCUGCUGCGGGCCCCCACUUUGCCUUUCUACUACUACCACAUCCCUUCCUUAACAGGGGUGAAGAUUCGUGCUGAGGAGUUGCUGGAAAGGAUCCAGGAAGAGAUUCCCAGCUUCCAGGGAGUGAAAUUCAGUGACAAAGACCUCCUGGACUUCGGGCAGUGCGUGGACCAGAACGGCACACAGCAGCUUGCCUUCCUUUUUGGGGUGGACGAGCAACUGUUGAGUGCGCUGGUGAUGGGGGCCACAGGAGCUGUGGGCAGCACCUAUAACUACCUGGGGAAGCAGAACAAUCUGAUUUUGGAGGCUUUUAAACGGAAUGAUUUCUCCUCUGCUCUCAACUACCAGUUUUGCAUCCAGAGAUUUAUGAACUUUGUGAUCAAGCUGGGUUUUGGGGUGCCUCAAAUCAAAGCAAUGAUGAGCUUGGUCUCAGGGAUCGACGUGGGCCCACCCAGGCUACCUCUGCAGAGAGCCUCCCAGGAUUUCAUUCAUCAAGCCCAAGCCAAACUGAUGAGUCUGGAGCUCCUUUCUUUGGCAGGUUCCCAGAGUGGAAGCUCAGAAGCCUGUAACUAG